Nothoprocta perdicaria is the source of this 7087-nucleotide messenger RNA. It is a transcript of the gene RAB30, whose product is annotated as RAB30, member RAS oncogene family. The record is from RefSeq and is a predicted model, not a curated record. Gene Ontology annotation, molecular function: GTPase activity; GTP binding. Gene Ontology annotation, cellular component: trans-Golgi network. Gene Ontology annotation, biological process: Rab protein signal transduction. The transcript has 5 exons. Lineage: Eukaryota; Metazoa; Chordata; Aves; Tinamiformes; Tinamidae. The coding region runs from base 163 to 774 and encodes 203 amino acids.
ACAGGUAGCUGGCGAGUGUCUUCCCAGGGUCACGGAUGGUUUUUUGUCAGCCCAUUCUCUCUGAACACGUUUCUCCGUGAUGCUUCCUGCCUCUCGAUGGACUCCUGAAUUUCCAGCUCUCCUUGGCUGCACAGUAUCCGCAGUAUCGGUCCGGCUGCGUAAAUGAGUAUGGAAGAUUAUGAUUUCCUCUUCAAAAUUGUUUUGAUCGGCAACGCCGGCGUGGGGAAGACCUGCCUAGUCCGACGCUUCACUCAGGGGCUUUUCCCACCAGGUCAAGGAGCCACGAUUGGGGUUGACUUUAUGAUUAAAACUGUGGAGAUCAAUGGUGAAAAAGUAAAGCUGCAGAUCUGGGACACGGCCGGCCAGGAGCGGUUCCGCUCGAUAACGCAGAGCUACUACCGCAGCGCCAACGCGCUCAUCCUCACCUACGACAUCACGUGCGAGGAGUCCUUCCGCUGCCUGCCCGAGUGGCUGCGGGAGAUCGAGCAGUACGCCAGCAACAAGGUCAUCACCGUGCUCGUCGGUAAUAAGAUUGAUUUAGCUGAUAAGAGGGAAGUCUCGCAGCAAAGAGCCGCCGAGUUUUCCCAAGCACAAGACAUGUACUAUCUGGAAACCUCUGCAAAAGAGUCGGAUAAUGUGGAAAAACUCUUCCUGGACUUAGCUUGUCGGCUCAUCAGCGAGGCACGGCAGAACACCCUCGUGAACAACGUGGCAUCCCCGCUACCCGGAGAGGGGAAAAGCAUCAGCUAUUUGACUUGCUGUAAUUUCAAUUAAAGAGCUGGCAUCUGAUUCCCCGUCCCCCAUGGGCCAAAAGGAUUUUUUUUUCUCCUGGGAUUCGUCUCCUCGAAGGGAAUUGCUGCCACGUUGACCCAUCUGACUUGCUCUCAAGUCAGGUUGCAGACCUAGAAGCAUGGCAGGCUGACAGCUCCAGCUGCAUGGCAACAUAGCAGAAUAUAACGGGGUUUAAUUUCAAGUUUUUUGCGGUCUCUGGAGUUGGUUAAGAAGAGUUGCGCGAGGUGCUUCAUGUAAAGGAGAACAUGAGCUGUGGCAUUUCCUUCUGCAGGACAGUAGCACAGCCUCUCGUGAUGAAGAUACCGAAAAGUUCAAAAUCUCUCUUACAGAACAAUGUGUUUGGUCCUUUUUUUAAAAAAAGAAAGAAAAAAGAAUGAACAGCGGCGCUGGACUGUCCUGGCAAUCUGCUGGGCUGCCAGCGAGUUCUGAGGACAUGUAUAUAGAGUCUGUCCACACRUCUUCUUGGAGGACUCUGGCGUCUGAAGCAGUGUUAUGUCUCUCAUCUAUAGGCACUUUCAUGAACAUGAAAUUAAAAAAAAAAAAAAGUUAUAUAUAUCGACAUUUUCAAAAAAUGUUUUGAGAAGAGAUAUGGAUACAGCUCCCUUGCUCCCUUUGGUGCUAGCAGUUCAGCAAAUAUUCCGUAGACCGAACGUAGUCUUACUACAUUGCUGUCCUCUGAAUGUGUAACUUAGAAUAAUUAGGAAAAAUGAACACUAAUAAGCACUGUUCAUUAAAAAAAAAAAAUCUCAUUACCUCUUUUUCUAGCCUGAACGUAGUGGGUAAGGACUACUGUGCUUUUUUGAUAUCCAGUAUAGGAUGAAAGGACUUUCUGGAAGCAAAAAGAAAAAUGAAUAACAAAUCUUCCCCCUCCCUAGUUAGUAAUGUCCUUAUGUGAAAAAGUAGCUUUGGGAAACUUUGUUACUGGAGUUGGAAAAAAAAAUGCACCAGAUCUGUCCAAAAUAUCGUGUGUGCAUUGAUUGUAUAUAAGGGUUCAAAGAGAGCACAGUUUUAAAUGGCCAUCUGCAAUAUGUCUGAGUAAAUCUAAAGCUUGUASAUAACCAUUCUUGUUGAAAAGCAGGCAUACAGUUUUAUAGAGUUUUUUUAUGCUAAGUGGGAAUAGCAACAGGUUUUGAGUGGAAUCAUUCUGUGUCUAACUCAUCCUGCAAUCGCCAUAUGGAGCUGUACCCUGAGAAGCUCUUAAAGGUAUUUUCUUGGCAUCUAUUCUCUUUAGAGUAGCUUUCAGAUUCAGGGUUGUAGAGUCAUUUAAUUUACCCGAUGCUUUGUACUCUUGCAUUUCAGACUCUGGUAUAUGUAUAACCGUUCAGGCAAUUUCUUUCUACAAAACCCCCAAAGUGGAAGCAUUUAUGGAAUUUGUUACAUUUUUACACCUCUAGUGCUGUCUUCUAAUAAUGCAUCACAAGUGCACGUGUUGGCACUAGAGUGAAGUUGGAAGACAGGGGAACACGCACAGGAACAAUGUUUUUUUAAAGUUUGAGAUCAGUCUAGCUAACCUGGAUUGAAUUCUGACAAUUAUAUGGCUGUGAUAUUCUAUAAUUUCAAAUUAAUCAGCUUAAUAUCAUUUGGCACCUACUGAUGRUUAUAACUGAGCUUUUGUAUUAACCUAAAAAGCUGCCAGUAAGUAUUUCUUUAAAAUAAAACCCAAGCAUUUUCAAAUGCUUUUUUUUUUUUUUCCUCGUUUUUGUAGAAAAUAAAACAAACAGAUUCUUUGGGCUAUAUAAUUUUGUGCCUUUGAUCUUCAGUGAGAACUGUGUGUUUGAGAGAGAGGAGAGUAGUGUAAAAUGUGACCAUUUUAAUGAAUGUUUCCUUGCCAUUGUUUAAGUCACUUCCUUCUUUUAUAAGUAGCACUCAAAAUGAAAUGUAGAAGUUGUGGUUCAAAAGUUGUGUGUCACUUAGGUAACGUUUUGUAAAGUGCUGCUCUAAGUGUUAGGUGUUGGGGAUGUGGCACACUGGCUUUUACUGGUUCUUUUCAGGCUUGGCUUGUGCUGUAAGCCAGAGAUUUUAGAAGCAUUUGGGACGUCCAACUCUGACAGACUCCUGCUCUGAAUGAGCUGAUUCUCUCCAGCUCUUAGGUAGGCAGGUGUUCAAAACAGAACUUGUGAGGUUAUGUAUAAAGGUGGUACUGGAGCUAGAAAUCAGUAUUUCCUAUAUUUAAUUUGUAAAAGUUCUUGCUCUCCAGAUGUUGGGCUUGUCAGAAAGCAUAAAACUAAUAAUGUUUAGGUGAGACAACAGCAAAUUUAUGAUCCACAGGAGGAAAGACAGGGAUAACCCAGCCUUUAAGUGUUCAUUUUUCUGGACGGGCAGCACAUGCAGAAGCAGAUCUGUGAAAUACAGACAUCUCCCUGGUACAGCUUUCAUGACUGGAUGACCUUCCUGCAGCUUAAGACCAGUGCGAGUAAAUUUGACUUAAGCAUAUGUUGCUAAUGAAAACUGGAAUAUUGCAGAAAUAUUUUUGAGCAGCACUGAAGGAAUCAUGUGAAAACACCAUUGAGAGGGGCACAAAUGGAAAAGGAGUGAUGAKCACAGGCAGAAACUUGAUACUGAGCUGAACAGGUACUUUUCAUUCCUGCUGAGUGCCAUUGGAAACGCAUUUCAACAUGAUCCUUGCAUCACCUCUGAAUAUUGAACACUAAUGCAUCAUGAUGAGUGAACAAGCUGAAUUGAUCAAAUAGCAGUAAUUGCUCACUUUAUUGCUUUGAAUAUUCAUGCCAAGGUUUCCAGAAGUCUCUGAUUUUCUAUACCAGCUGCCUCCUGGUUGGCAGGUGUCUAUUCUGUCAGUAGCAAAUCUUCCGAGUCUCCAGGCGGGGAUGUGCUUCUCCAGCGGAUUGAUGUAGCUAUAAGGUGACUUCUCCAGGGACAAAUCCCAAAUCUGUCUCUCAAAACUUAUUCCGGGCCUGAGUGCUUUAAAUCUAUUAGGAGUUCUUACAGGGCAGAAAGGAAGCAGUGGUUACACGUUCAACAUUUUAUAAGGUCAUAAGCCCAAGCUGUAGUUUGAAACUUGCCUGCAUCUUUUCAGUUAACAAAUACUAGCUGUUGAAUAUUUAAGUGAUGUUUUGCUCUGAUAACUCUCUUGCAGAAAUUAUUUCUAUACACCUUGAAAUUUUAGUGCACAGGACCCACUUCUCCUUGUGGGUUUGAGGGCUAAUCUUCUGUUCUGCAAUCUGGUCCUUUGCUGAGGGCUUUGCAACCAGAAAGAGGAACUUUAUCAGCUGCAAAGGACAAUUUAACGCUGCAGUGCAUUGCUCAAAGAGUUGAAAAAUAGCAGGAGAUUAUAUAAAAAAGUCCCAAUUUUAUGUUAAUAGUAUCUCCAUUUAUGGCAGACACAUUCUAGCUAGAUAAAUGGAUUUUUGCAAGAGAACAGUCAGUAAAAAGUGUGACGCUUGCUGGGUGAAGGGCCCAAAAGCUAUGCAGAAUUGACACCAAAGGGCCAAACAUAACUGGAAAUGUUCCCUACCAAGAGCAGUGUAACUUACAGCCUUUAGUGCAGUUACUAGAUUUUGCUUUGUUUUUCAGGGCAAUAUAUUCACAGUCGUGGAAUAAUCUUAUUUCUGGAUGCACAUUUCUUUUAUUAGAAAUUUAUUUAUUUCUAUAAUGGCAUCUUCUGUUCUUUAAACCUCUUGACACAAUGACUAGCUCCAAGUGAAGUCAGCAUGCAUGUCAACAGAUGUUUGCAGAUGUAGCAGAGAGAUUGGUAAAGGCAUCUCCUCAAAAUUAGGGGAUCUAAGCUCUGCUUUUUCAGAUCAGGUACUGAUUCCAUCAGGCUGAUCUUGGAUGAGCCACUGCACGUUGUAUGUCUGCAAAGCUCUCUCUCUAAAUGUUUUUUUGGUCAUUACUCAAUAAAAACACGACAAAUUAUCGGUCAGGAUGCUUGGAUUUUGCUGUGGAAUGCAUGAAAAAACUCUUAAUCCCGUUAGUGCUGUUCAUCUAUGGAAGAGGCCCUGCCGGUUAAAGGCCACUCUACAUAGAGGGGUUAAUGGCUAUCGAAUUCCUUCAGCAUCAGCAUUAAUGGCAGUAGCCUGAGGUUCACACUGCAGACGAUGGUUUGGAAAGAGGGAGAGUGGAAAGGAGGGAUUCGGCAGCAGAGUGGGUGCACACGGGUAGGACAGUGGCCUUUCCUGGGCUUUUACUGACAAGGAGGCACUUGGUUGUAGUCAAAACUCCUGGGUUUUGCAGUGUGCAUUAUCCCUGAGGACUGCUCUUUGUUCAGCUGCUUUUCCACUUGUCCUCUUUUCAGCAUGCAGAACUGUCCAUAGUUCCUGCUGAGAUACUGAGCCGGUAGAAUUCUGUGUUUGGAGACUGAUUUCGUUUAGGAAAUGAGCAAAAUUAUCAACUGCAAUGUCAGAGUCAAUGUGCAGGACACACUGCCCUGGGGAGCUCUGGUGCUAUCAGGGCAGAUAUGACUGUGAACAUGAAAACAGCAGCCCUCUCAUGGCUAAUUGCUGAUUUUGUGUGAUUUCUCUGGAUUUUAGUAAGACAGGCGUUGAGUUUGACUUUCAUCUGAUUUCCCUAGGAUUCUGUUCUUCCAAUAUCAGGGUAUCUGAUAUCUCUCAUAGGUGUUGCUCCUGUAAACAUCUUUAAAGCAGAAAAACGUUUUGAAUUUAUUCAAUUAGAGAAGUUGAUGCUGGUGGAAGCCUUGUGAAUUCCUUGUGAGCGAAUGGGAGAUUUUCCUAAAUGUUGAUGGGUGAUGGUAGAUCAGGAUUUGUGUUGGCUAGGAAAACAGGCAACGGGGAUAUCACCCUGGGCUGGAUUCAUGAUGCAGGAUGAGUUUAACAAGGCUCUAAGUGUUGUCAGUGGAAGAUUGUCCUGGUUUUAAGAGGGUAGCCAGGGUUAGGAGUCCAGCUCAUCAGGAGCACAGGACUGGCUGUGCUGUGUCUCUGUUUUGUUAUUAAUCAUUAGUUAGUAGCAUUUGCUGGAUGUGAUCUAUUUCUUUGAAGUUCUCCUUUCCCAGCAAGGUUGGAAAAUGUUUUUGCACUGUGUGCUGUGUCUGGACACCAACCUCAGAGCUGCUCAGAGCUGGCGAAUCCCAACUCUUGCUUGAAUCCGGUUAUUCCUGGUGCUGCCGAUGCCUCGCGGUGGCACUGGCAUCAUGGCGAGAAGGGGAACCAAAGUUCCGUGGAGGCCUCAGGCUGGAGAUGGUCCUGGCUGGCUGGGUGAACCGCUAGAUCUGACUYCUGCAUUAGCUAGGAGAAGCGUCAGCUCAUCUCCUGUGCUGCCUCCGAUUUCUUACUAAGAAACCUCUUCUCAGCCACUGUAGGCCGUAAAGAGGGUUUCCAUUUUUGAAGGACCAGCUUAAGAGGUUCAAAUGUUAACCGGUGGUUUGGGGCAAGUGAGUAGGUUACCAAUAUGCAGGCAGGCUCUGCUCUCAAUCCAGUUACUUUUGCCAAACGAUGAGAAGAGUCAUCCUGAGCUGCUGCUUUUGUAGUGCUGCGAAUAUCUCUAAGGGCCUGAGCUACCUCAUUGGCACUAGUUUUAGUAAAUGUGAUGGUCUCGGUGUCCCCAGCAGCCAAGCAGUUAUGGGGGAAGUGGAGGAGAGGGGGAGGUUGGUUUGGUGUUUUAAUGGAGUGGGAGUGAAAUAUUUGGUUUAUGACAGGGAGAGCAGCAGUGGAUUCAGGCUGUUGCCUCCGCUCUUGCAGACCUUUUGGAAGGAAGUCUUACAAAGAAGGAAAUAAAUGAAGCUGCUUAAGCCAUUUUAAGCCUACAUUGUGGGGAGAAGGAGAAAGGGGACAGGGAAGGGCAUCUAAUGAGACGUGUGAGGGAGCUACACAAGGAGCUUGCUGCUCUGUGGGUUUUGAGCCAUGAGUCUGUCUCUGAGUAUUACAGAAACUGUGUAAAAGGUGCCAUGGGUUUUUAGCAUAACAAGAUGCAUUGCAGAUAUGUCACAUCCAUUUCAUUACCCACAGCUGCUUGCAAAAAAAAUAUAUAAAAUUAAAUGAAAAAARGACAGGAGCAGCUGCAGUCACUCAGCUGUCAACGGCACCAGGCUCUUGCUGUUCCUUUCCAUUCCUGCUUCCCCUGAGCUGCUGCACGUAUUUGGUAGCUCUGUGAAUUUGCAGAUCAUGACAUUUUUUUCCUGACUGCCUUUGAUCAAUGCAGCUCUCCUUUGAACUCAUUAAUAUUUCCAGUAGGCAAUUUUAAUUUUGUGUUUACUGACUUGUUCCCCUUUGUAACGUUAUCUGACAAGUUCUCCAUAUUCUGUGCUGCCUUUAGGUUGCUACAUCUAGUCUAAAAUAUUUUUGCUUUCCUGAGAGCURCAAGAAAUUCUAGAGAUUUAUAAAGG